This is a messenger RNA of Trichoderma virens Gv29-8, 279 nucleotides long. RefSeq lists its product as uncharacterized. Lineage: Eukaryota; Fungi; Ascomycota; Sordariomycetes; Hypocreales; Hypocreaceae. The record is from RefSeq and is a predicted model, not a curated record. Gene Ontology annotation, molecular function: nucleic acid binding; zinc ion binding. Bases 1 to 279 code for a protein of 92 amino acids. The transcript has 2 exons.
AUGGGAGUUGGAAACAAGCGCACACUCACAAAAACAAGGCGCAAGACGCGCGACGUGGAUCAGAUCAUCUCUGACCUUCGGUCACAGAAGCACCUUGCCCAAUACAAGGAUACCAAAUUGACACAAGAUCUGCCAGGACUUGGGAAAAACUACUGCGUGACUUGUUCGAGGUGGUUCGACACUCCCAUAACCCUAGCCACUCACGAGCGAGGGAAGCCACACAAGCGAAGGUACGCCUGUCUGCCUGUGGAUGAUUUCUACUGGCUUUCGUUAAUUUAG